CCCCUCACCUGCCCGCCCGGGACCCAGCUUUGCAGGUAAUGUUCAAAAAAGAGGAAUAUAAAUGAGUGGAGGAGCCCUCGUGGAGGGAAAGAUUACUGACACAGAGGAAAUCAACUCAAGAAGAUGAAGCCUAAUAAAGGAAAGACCUGCACUAGGGAGAGAGACUAUGUAUACAAAUUCAAUGCUGGAAAUCAACAUUUAGUGCUUACCGUGCCUCUCAAAUUCCCUGUGCAAGAGAAUAUUAGUCAUUUGCAUGGACGUCUAAUGCUUCUGCACAAUCUGCCAUGCUUUAUAGAAAAUGACCUGAAGCAAUCUCUUAGUAAGUUCAUAGAAGAGGAAACUAUAAAAGAUUAUGAUAGAGAAGCUGAAAUGGCUCUGGAAGCAGUGAAAUCAGGAAAAGUAGACAUAAACCAGCUGGCAGAUACUUGGGCUAAAGCUUAUAAAGAGACAACGUUAGAAUAUGCAAAACCUGAAGAAACCAGCUGGGAUGAAGAUUUUGCAGAUGUUUAUCAUGAUCUGAUACAUUCUCCAGCUUCUGAAAUGCUGUUAAACCUGGAACACAAUUAUUUUGUUAGUAUCUCAGAACUAAUAAGUGAGAGAGAUGUGGAAUUGAAAAAACUACGGGAAAGGCAAGGAGCUGAAAUGGAUAAGGUGAUGCAGGAGCUAGGGAAAUCGCUAACAGACCAAGAUGUAAAUUCAUUAGCAGCUCAGCAUUUUGAAUCUCAGCAGGAUUUGGAGAACAAAUGGACCAAUGAAUUAAAACAGUCUACUGCUAUCCAGAAGCAGGAAUAUCAGGAAUGGGUGAUAAAGCUUCAUCAGGACCUAAAGAAUCCCAACAACAGCUCAAUCAGUGAUGAAAUUAAGGUUCAGCCCAGCCAACUGAGAGAAUCUGUAGAAGGAAAUGGAAGAAUUUAUGAAGAGCAAAGGCUGUUAGAAGAAAGUUUUACUAUUCACUUGGGAGCUCAGUUGAAGACCAUGCAUAACUUGAGAUUACUGAGAGCUGAUAUGCUGGAUUUCUGUAAACAUAAGCGCAAUCAUCGAAGUGGAGUAAAACUUCACAGACUUCAAACUGCAAUGUCUCUCUAUUCAACUUCUCUCUGUGGUCUGGUUUUAUUGGUAGAUAACCGUAUCAGUUCAUAUAGCGGCAUCAAAAGAGAUUUUGCAACUGUUUGCCAAGAAUGCACAGAUUUCCAUUUUCCUGGAAUUCAAGAACAGCUUGAAAUUGUCCAGAAGGUUGUACUUAAGGCCAGAGCACAGCGUAGCAGUAAGUCGAAAAGACAUCAUGAAAACAAAAGUAGUGGAAAUGAAGAUAAAUUAAAGAAUAUUGAACGAAACCAGUCAAAUAUUUUGCCGGGAGAAUUCUACAUCACACGCCAUUCAAAUCUUUCUGAAAUUCAUGUUGCUUUUCACCUCUGUGUGGAUGAUAAUGUAAGAUCCGGUAAUGUAACUGCUCGGGAUCCUGCAAUCAUGGGACUCAGAAACAUUCUUAAAGUUUGCUGCACACACGACAUUACUACCAUUAGUAUUCCUCUCCUAUUGGUGCACGAUAUGUCAGAAGAAAUGACCAUUCCAUGGUGCUUGAAGAGGGCGGAGCUUGUGUUCAAGUGCGUCAAAGGUUUCAUGAUGGAAAUGGCCUCGUGGGAUGGAGGAAUUUCUCGGACUGUACAAUUCUUGGUACCACAGACAAUUUCUGAGGAAAUGUUUUACCAACUGAGUAAUAUGCUUCCGCAAAUCUUCAGAGUGUCCUCUACAUUGACUCUGACCUCUAAGCACUGAAUUUUGUGCAGCAGUAAGAUGUAUCCUGUUGACAAAGGAUGAGAUUACAGAGAUUCUGGACUGGAAUGUCUCUCUUCUGAGGGAUGAUGACCCUAAAGUGGUAUUUGUUGCAAUUUGAAGAAUCAUGUCGUCAUAAUAAAAGAUAAGCGCUGUCUGUA
Gymnogyps californianus (California condor) is the source of this 1934-nucleotide messenger RNA. It is a transcript of the gene FERRY3, whose product is annotated as chromosome 1 C12orf4 homolog. Lineage: Eukaryota; Metazoa; Chordata; Aves; Accipitriformes; Cathartidae. Gene Ontology annotation, cellular component: cytoplasm. The transcript is spliced from 15 exons. The record is from RefSeq and is a predicted model, not a curated record. The coding region runs from base 124 to 1776 and encodes 550 amino acids. Gene Ontology annotation, biological process: regulation of mast cell degranulation.